AUGGCCCUAAAGAGUUGGUACCUGGACGGCAGUGCUCGAUGUCUUGCCGUUGCUGUGAGGCAGCAGCACCAAGGAAGGAAGUUCUACUACAUCACCAGAGAUGGGCAGAAUCAAUCCUCGAACAUUCAGACGAAUAUUUAUCGACUUGAUGUCCAGGGUGAACAAUUAUUGAUUCAUCCCUACAAUAACAACAACAAUAAUAAUAAUAAUAGAAGUAGCGGUGGUGAUGAUGAUCUCGAUGAUGAGGAUGCUAAUGAUUUAGCUGACAGUUUAAAAAGUAUGAAGCUGACCAAAGAAAAAGUUUCCAAAUUCCUAAUCUUGGACCAGAAUCAAAUAGUUGUCUAUGGACAGAUUGAGGGGGGUAAUAGAGGUAUAUAUUUGAUGGAUGGAAGGUGUGGCCAAAAGAGAAACAUGUAUAUUUAUAAGGAACAAUGUCAAGGAAAAAUUAUACAAAGGAUGAAAGUGAUGUCAGGAGGACGUCUCGAGGAAGAUAAAGGUGACGAAGACAGGCUUGAUUUUUUGAAAGAAUUCAUAGAUGGAAAGAAGACUGCAGACCUGAAGAAGUUUUCAAGUUUACUGUAUGACCACCACAUGGAGGCGCCAACCAUCAUGGACCUAAUGACCCGUCUGUUGAGUGAUGACGACCUUCAAACAUCACACUUUAAACAACGACUUCGUUCCGUUGUGCACCACCUCCAACUGCCGAAUGAUUUCACACAGUACCUCUCAACAAUGAAUCUGCAUCACGUCCUCAAGUUGUUGAAGUUCUUGCACGAUGAACUCGUAAGCAAUGAAGAAGAGGAUGACGAAAAUGAUGACCAUCUCCAUGACCAUCUCCAUCCCCACCAUCACUCCACUAUCGAAACCAUCAUUGAUUGGCUGAACAUGCUGCUCGACUGUCACUACCCGAGACUUGUCCUCCACCUUGCUGGCAGUAGGGAGGUCAAGAGUUCAAAGUCCAACAACAGUGCCGAUGACAUCUCUGGUGGGGAAGGAGCCUCACUUCUCAAUGACAUUCUCACGUACAUAGAUGUUACGGUUUCUGAGGCAAAAGAAGGUUUGUGUCAGAAGAUUAUCAACCAGGCCAAAUAUUUGAAAGUGAAACAAAAGAAAUCAAGCAGGAAGAGAUAUUACAUUGAAGCUUUUCAAUUCAGUUGA
This is a messenger RNA of Helobdella robusta, 1158 nucleotides long. RefSeq lists its product as hypothetical. The record is from RefSeq and is a predicted model, not a curated record. NCBI's taxonomy places the organism in Eukaryota, Metazoa, Annelida, Clitellata, Rhynchobdellida, Glossiphoniidae. The transcript is spliced from 9 exons. The coding region runs from base 1 to 1158 and encodes 385 amino acids.